CGAGUCGGAGUAGACGCGUUGUUUGAAUCUGCGGGCUGUUUUCCUCUUCUGCUCCGACACUUUUGGACAUUUAAACUUUAAAUUUAAGGAUUUCGGGAAACUUUUUACUUUCGGGAGAAGUGAAGAGAGUCAUCGGUACAAGACCAGGGCAGGUCUCACCAGAACCAUCACCCACUGGAACAGAGUCGGGAGGACAGGAGGCGGCUGGAGGCAAAAUUGGCAGAGAAAAAGGGACUCCUGGGACGUUUCUUGUAUAAAACCUCUGACCUCUGACCCCUGACCCUCCGAGCCGCGAGGUCAUGAGGCACGACACUUCAUCGAGUCGCCGUAAAGGCGCCAACCCCAAAAGACGACCGCCUCAACCGCCCCCACCGCCCACACCGCCCACACCCACGCCCAGGCGCAGCGGAGCCUCAGGAGCGCCCCCUGGAGCGUCUCCGCGGAAGAAGAGGAGGUACAGACCCGGGACCAAAGCGCUCAAAGAAAUCCGCCAGUACCAGAAAAGCACCAACCUGCUGCUGCGUAAAGGCCCCUUCUCCCGACUGGUUCGUGAAAUCUGUCAGGGUUUUACUCGAGAGUCUUACCGGUGGCAGGUCUACGCUCUGCUGGCUCUGCAGGAGGCGGCCGAGGCUUUCCUGGUGAUGCUGUUUUCCGACGCCAACCUCUGCGCCAUCCACGCCAAAAGAGUGACCCUGUUCCCGCGCGACGUCCAGCUCGCCCGGCGCAUCCGAGGAGUCGACAGCCUCUGAAGACCGAGGACCAAGGAAGGAAGGAAGGAAAGAAGGAAGGAAGGAGGAUUUUCACCAUCAGAACUGUCAACUGGACCAAAAAAAGGAGGAAGAGGAGGAGUGUUUUACCUGGACUUCACAGACUCUUAAACACGAUAACAGAAUUUUUAUCACAACGACCAAUCAAAAUGUCAAAAUAAUCUCGAGCUCGAAGUCUUUACUCUCAUAUUUCUGCUUUUUUGGGGGGUUUUAUGCAUAAUGGAUUGUUUUUUUCUGUGUAGUUUUCUUUCAUAAAUGUGAGCCUUGCAUGUUUGAGUAAUAUCGUGAUCUCUGCUGAGCUGUAUUCAAACCCUCGUUAUGGUUAAAAGUAAAUUUUUUAAAAUGUUUUUAAUGUUCAUAUUUUGAUAAUAAAAAUUUUAAAAAUU
Messenger RNA from Boleophthalmus pectinirostris (great blue-spotted mudskipper), 1153 nucleotides. RefSeq names its product histone H3-like centromeric protein A. NCBI's taxonomy places the organism in Eukaryota, Metazoa, Chordata, Actinopteri, Gobiiformes, Gobiidae. Bases 300 to 749 code for a protein of 149 amino acids. The transcript is spliced from 6 exons. The record is from RefSeq and is a predicted model, not a curated record. Gene Ontology annotation, cellular component: nucleosome. Gene Ontology annotation, molecular function: DNA binding; structural constituent of chromatin; protein heterodimerization activity.